AUGGGAAAAUCGAUCUGGCUCGUUGCCGCUGUUCUCCCCGCGGUCCUUGCGGCGGAUAUCUACGUUUCGCCUGAUGGCUCGGACGAUGCCGCGGGGACAAUCGAUGCGCCUUUCCAGUCUAUCCAGCUAGCCGUCGAUGAGGCCACGGCCGGAUCAACGAUCUAUCUGCGUGGCGGGACGUACACCCCGACGACAAACAUCCAGAUUACCAAAAGCGGCACGGCUUCCGCGCCGUACGUGCUCCGUGCUUAUGGUGGAGAGUCGGUGAUUAUCGACGGCGAAGAACUGCCGGGAACACCGGCAGACCUAGAUGCGUCCCUUGGCAAUUCAGACCGCGGGAUCCUGCAUAUACAAGAUGCGGAUUACUGGGAGUUCUAUGACCUCGAGCUGAUCAACGGGCCGUAUGGUGUCUAUGCGCGAGACGCAUCAAACAACCAUUACGAGCGGUUGACCACACGAGACAACUACGAGACUGGCUUCCAGCUGCAAGGCGCAUCGUCGAACAACCUCGUCCUGUACCUCGACUCCUACGGAAACCGUGAUCCCCGCAAGAACGGCGAAAGCGCCGAUGGGUUUGCCUGCAAAGAGGGUUCCGGCGAGGGCAACAUCCUCCGCGGUGCCCGGCUCUGGAACAACGUCGACGACGGGCUGGAUCUCUGGGAGUUCAAGUCCGCCGUGACGAUCGAAGACACAAUCGCAUGGGGCAACGGCUUCAACCGAUGGGGCUUCACCCCCUUCGAAGGCGACGGCAACGGCUUCAAGCUGGGCGGCGGCGACGACGCAGACAUCGGCCCGGCAAACCACAUCAUCACGAACAGCAUCGCCUUCGACAACGCCAAAGACGGGUUCACCGAUAACUCGCAGCCGGGCAACUUCGUGCUCACCCGCAACACAGCGUGGGAUAACGCCAAGGUAGGCUUUAAAUUCGGGACCGCGGUCGCGACGCUCGAGGGGAACGUUGCGGCGUCGAAUGGGGAGAGUCCGACCUCGCUUAGUGAUGAGCAGAUCUCGGAGGGCAACUCGUGGGAUGGAGGGGAGGAUUGGGAUGAUGGCAGUUUUGUGAGUGUUGAUGUUGGUCUUGUCCAGGGAGAGAGGAAUGAUGAUGGCACGAUUGAGGCCAGCGAUUUCCUUUUGCCGGUUGGUGGGGAGGAGAUUGGGGCUACGACGGAUUGGUCUGCGUGA
Molecule: messenger RNA, 1182 nt
Organism: Aspergillus mulundensis
Lineage: Eukaryota; Fungi; Ascomycota; Eurotiomycetes; Eurotiales; Aspergillaceae
Product: putative pectate lyase
Exons: 5
Coding region: 1-1182 (393 amino acids)
Source: RefSeq, a predicted model, not a curated record